Pelmatolapia mariae (spotted tilapia) is the source of this 3207-nucleotide messenger RNA. RefSeq names its product eukaryotic translation initiation factor 4h (gene eif4h). The coding region runs from base 55 to 840 and encodes 261 amino acids. Gene Ontology annotation, molecular function: RNA binding. The record is from RefSeq and is a predicted model, not a curated record. The transcript has 7 exons. Lineage: Eukaryota; Metazoa; Chordata; Actinopteri; Cichliformes; Cichlidae.
CCCGCUGUGCGUGUGACGUGUAGGACCUCCUCCUCCAACACACAAGCAGCAGUAAUGGCGGACUACGACAACUACGAUGAACGGGACCGGGCCUACGGCAGCUUCGGCGGCGGCAGAGGGCCCCGUGGCGGCAGCGGUCCCGGAGGCCCCAGGAAGCAGAAGGAGCUGCCGACAGAGCCUCCGUUCACGGCGUACGUGGGAAACCUGCCGUUCAACACGGUGCAGGGAGACAUCGACAUCAUCUUCAAAGAGCUCAACAUCCGCAGCGUCCGAUUGGUCAGAGACAAAGAGACAGACAAGUUCAAAGGUUUUUGUUAUGUUGAAUUUGACGAUUUGGAAUCUCUAAAAGAAGCUUUGACAUACGACGGCGCCUUAUUAGGUGAAAGGUCACUGAGGGUGGACAUCGCAGAGGGACGAAGGCAAGAACGAGGAGGCGGCGGCUUCGGCUUCAGGAAAGACGACGGUAGAGGACGAGGAGGCUCUCGAGGCGCUCCCAGAGGAGGAGGAGGAGGACGCGACUCCCGUGAGGACUUCUACGACCAGCCAGGAGGAGGUUUUAGAGAUGAUGACUACAUGGGGGGGCGGAGUCGAGGCGGUGGCAGUCGCCCUAGUGACAGAAGGGGUGGAGGUGCAGGGAUGGGUCGCUACAGAGAUGGACCCCCACGCGGAGGAACGACAGACUUCAGGGAACCGUCUGAAGAGGAGCGCGCACAGCGGCCUCGGCUGCAGCUGAAGCCUCGGACCGUCUCUGAGCCGCUCAACCAGGUUGCCAACCCCAACUCCGCCAUCUUCGGCGGAGCAAAGCCGCGAGAGGAGGUGAUAUCAAAAGAAAAACCAUAAGAGACUGAAGGCCGCACGGCCAUAGGGAGGGAGGGGGGCGGGGGGAGAAGGAGGUUAGGGGGCGAGAGCGAACUUUAACCAAGAAACGCCAAACGGGGUGAUUUAGACGCCACAGUUAGUCCUUCCUGGCAGACAGCCAGCUAGCGAGCGAGUGAGCGGACGCCGCCCUCCUCCUCUUCUUCUUCUUCUUAUUCUUCCUGUUUGAGUUCAGUUUGAGCAGAAUAUUUAUUCUUAGUGGGAAUAAAGACGAAUCGCACUCUGACACUCUGAUCAGUAAUAAACCUGUAAACACAACACGGCGAGCAGCUCGUCAAUGCAUGUUCCGUCUUUGGGUUUCUCUGCCCCGCCCCCUCUCCGCCACCUCUGCUUUCUGUGAUGUCAUACCCGCUUUGUCCUGUAGCCCCGCCCCAUCUUCUUCUGGGUCAACGGUUGCCCACAUUUACUCCAACAGAAAGAAGCUCGGAGGUUAAACCUGUAAAGUCUUUUAGUGUUUCUUUUUUGUAUUUUAUAGUUGUUGAACUACAGCCCUGCCCCCUCACUCUGAUUGGUUGAAAAUGUCCCCCACUUUAGUUGUUUUUUUUAAUCUUUGGUGUCUUUUGUUGGUUUAGUUAGUUGGUUAGUUGGUCCUGGGUGGGUGGGGUUUAAUGCCUGGCUCUCGGCAAGCUCCGCCCACUCAGGUGUCUACAGCAGACCCACUUGAUGAAAUAAGUAAACUACUAAAAAGCUUUAGACUUCUGUUCCCAUGAUGCUCUGCUAGCAGAGACAGGUGCUGCAUUCACUGUCUGCAGAAUUUUACAUGAAAAAUCAAAAAACGGUGCAUUCAGGUGCAGGAGACGGCUCCUCGGGAAUCAUUAAAUCCUACUAGUUUUCCUGAUUUAUGACUGUGGAAGAACAGACCCUGAAUGCAGCACAGUUUGAAAAGGCUCCUCUGAUUGGCUGUGUUCUGUCGGGUUUGCAGCGAUGUGGCAGUGUCCUGUCCAAUCAGCUUUAACAAUGCCUCCCACACUGAACACACAGAAGGGAAUCUUUUCUGAUUGGUCUGUUGAUCCACACUGAAAACUUUUAUAUAUAUUUUUUUAAUUUAAUUGUAUCUAUUUUUUUUUUUUUUUUAGCUCUUCCCGUUUGAUUUUUAACUUUUCCUGAAACAUUAGCUCUGAGUCACCGUUCGCCUUAUUAUGAGUUGAAUGAUUAUGAACUGUUCUCUCAGGAACGGCUUCAUAUUUUUGUAGGAAAAAAAAUCUACCAGCUUUUAUUUAAUGUUGGUGAAAAUUUUAAGGAAAUGUUGUAAGAGAAGUUUGACCACCAACAGCAACGACAGCAGAAAUAAGUGAAGACAUUGAGCCCGGUCUCUAUUGAUUCUGUCUCCGUUUGUUCGAUUCACAGGUUUUUUUUACAGGCUCAUUGAGACUAAAUGUGUAGGCGUGUUCUCGAGCUUCAUAAACUAUAUGUGCAGAACUGUUACUGCUUUAACGCCGUCAGGCGGCCCCAUGUGCUCUGAUGUUUCCUGUUCAGGCCCACCACACUCCAAAAUCUGUGAGAAGCCUCCAUUAGUCUCUGUACUUUGUAAAAGAUGAUAUCAGAGCUUUGACUGCGCUGUCUUACUUGCACUGAGCGAGGUUAAAUCACUGACGGCAGCUAAAGCAGUGAAAACGUUCUGGACUGUAAACGGUCCCUCGAAUCCAGGAAGACGAUUUUCAUUCAUAAAAAACAGGGAGGACAAAAAAGUUCAAAGUGUUUUUCUUAACUUUUAUUUUUCCCUUCCUUUGCUCCCCUUUUUCAUCUCUUCCCUCUUUUUUUCUCCUUCCAUCUGUCUUUGAUUACAGCACUGAGUCAUUUAAAGCCGCCACCACAGAUCCCAACCAGACGGUGGCGCUAGCACGCCGCAUUGCCGACAGAACAGAAGAAACCGAAAGCUUUUUUUUCUUUUUUUCUUUUUUUGUGCUGUUUGGUGGUUUCAGUGUGGGUCAGACGCCAGCGUCCACCGAUAAAUUGUUGUAAAGUUGAUUGUGUACAAUAAAGAUGGGGCUUUGGUCUGGAACCUGUAACUUCUGUGUGUUUCUCUGUGGCCCGACAGGAAACUGGCUGUAAACCCGGCCCAGGUGAAAGCUUUCAGGUGUGGGUCUGCGUCGCUUUGACAUCAUGUGUGUUUUUUUUUGUUUUUCUUGGAGGUAAAAUGCAGAAACAUUUCUGAAUAAACAACUGUUAGAACUUUCCUUUCCUUGAGUUUAUGGCAAUAAAACUGUCUUCAUCUUCAUCCUCAUACCAACCCGAAUGUGUUUAAUUUCAGGGUGGGGGAGGCGGGAGAUUGAUUCCUCAUUACAUUUUUAUUUUUCUUCCAAAUGAAAGAAGAAUAAAGAAUAAAGCUCG